Messenger RNA from Haliotis rufescens (red abalone), 3702 nucleotides. Its product is annotated as mucin-2-like. Lineage: Eukaryota; Metazoa; Mollusca; Gastropoda; Lepetellida; Haliotidae. The transcript is spliced from 3 exons. The coding region runs from base 1 to 3702 and encodes 1233 amino acids. The record is from RefSeq and is a predicted model, not a curated record.
AUGGAGCCACCACAGUCGUAUGUCAGAUACAGCCAUGGAGACACCAAAGACGUAUGUCAGAUACAGAUCUCGUACAGCCAUGGAGACACCACAGUCGUAUGUCAGAUGCAGAUCUCGUACAGCCAUGGAGACACCACAGUCUCCAACUGUCCCCCACACUGUCGCCAAAAACAGUCCAUCUGUCCCCUUCACAGUCCAGCUUUUUCCCACACAGUCCAACUGUCGCCCCACACUGUCGCCCAGCACAGUCCAUCUGUCCCCCUCACAGUCCAUCUGUCCCCCUCACAGUCCAACUGUCUCCCACACAGUCCAACUGUCCCCACACAGUCCAUCUGUCCCCCUCACAGUCCAACUGUCCUCACACUGUCCAGCUGUCCCCACACUGUCCAGCUGUCUCCCACUCAGUCGCCCCACACAGUCCAACUGUCCCCACACAGUCGCCCCACAGUGUCCAACUGUCCCCUUCACUCUCAUACUGUCCCUACACUGUCCAACUGUCCCCCACACAGUCCAACUGUCCCCCACACAGUCCAUCUGUCCCCACACUGUCCAACUGACACCAACACAGUCCAAAUUUCCCCACACUGUCCAACUGUCCCCACACAGUCCAGCUAUCCCCGCACUGUCCAACUGUCUCCCACACUGUCGCCCCACACAGUCAAACUGUCUCCCACACUGUCGCCCCACACAGUCUCACUGUCUCCCAAACAGUCGCCCACACUGUCCAACUGUCCCCACACCGUCCAACUGUCACCACACUGUCCAACUGUCCCCCACACACUCCAACAGUCUCCCACACUGUCGCCCAACACAGUCCAACUGUCACCUACACUGUCGUCCCACACAGUCCAACUGUCACCACACAGUCCAACUGUCACCACACAGUCAAACUGUCCCCACACUGUCGCCCCACACAGUCAAACUGUCACCACACAGUCCAACUGUCACCACACAGUCCAACUGUCCCCACACUGUCCAACUGUCACCACACAGUCCAACUGUCACCACACAGUCCAACUGUCUCCCACACUGUCGCCCCACACAGUCAAACUGUCACCUACACUGUCGCCCCACACAGUCCAACUGUCACCACACAGUCCAACUGUCACCACACAGUCCAACUGUCCCCACACUGUCCAACUGUCACCACACAGUCCAACUGUCACCACACAGUCCAACUGUCCCCACACUGUCCAACUGUCACCACACAGUCCAGCUAUCCCCACACUGUCCAACUGUCCCCACACUGUCCAACUGUCACCACACAGUCCAACUGUCCCCACACUGUCCAACUGUCCCCCACAGAGUCCAUCUGUCCCCACACUGUCCAACUGUCACCACACUGUCCAACUGUCCCCACACUGUCCAACUGUCCCCCACACAGUCCAUCUGUCUCCACACUGUCCAACUGUCACCACACAGUCCAACUGUCCCCACACUGUCCAACUGUCCCCCACACAGUCCAUCUGUCCCCACACUGUGGCCCCACACAGUCCAUCUGUCCCCACACUGUCCAACUGUCACCACACAGUCCAUCUGUCCCCACACUGUCCAACUGUCACCACACAGUCCAACUGUCCCCACACUGUCCAACUGUCCCCCACACAGUCCAUCUGUCCCCACACUGUCCAACUGACACCAACACAGUCCAAAUUUCCCCACACUGUCCAACUGUCACCACACAGUCCAGCUAUCCCCGCACUGUCCAACUGUCUCCCACACUGUCGCCCCACACAGUCAAACUGUCUCCCACACUGUCGCCCCACACAGUCUCACUGUCUCCCAAACAGUCGCCCACACUGUCCAACUGUCCCCACACUGUCCAACUGUCCCCACACAGUCCUACUGUCCCCCACACACUCCAACAGUCUCCCACACUGUCGCCCAACACAGUCCAACUGUCACCUACACUGUCGCCCCACACAGUCCAACUGUCACCACACAGUCCAACUGUCACCACACAGUCCAACUGUCCCCACACUGUGGCCCCACACAGUCCAACUGUCACCACACAGUCCAACUGUCACCACACAGUCCAACUGUCCCCACACUGUCCAACUGUCACCACACAGUCCAACUGUCACCACACAGUCCAACUGUCUCCCACACUGUCGCCCCACACAGUCAAACUGUCACCUACACUGUCGCCCCACACAGUCCAACUGUCACCACACAGUCCAACUGUCACCACACAGUCCAACUGUCCCCAAACUGUCCAACUGUCACCACACAGUCCAACUGUCACCACACAGUCCAACUGUCCCCACACUGUCCAAAUGUCCCCACACAGUCAAACUGUCACCACAGUCCAACUGUCACCACACAGUCCAACUGUCCCCACACUGUCCAACUGUCACCACACAGUCCAACUGUCACCACACAGUCCAACUGUCUCCCACACUGUCGCCCCACACAGUCAAACUGUCACCUACAAUGUCGCCCCACACAGUCCAACUGUCACCACACAGUCCAACUGUCACCACACAGUCCAACUGUCCCCACACUGUCCAACUGUCACCACACAGUCCAACUGUCCCCACACUGUCCAACUGUCCCGACACAGUCCAACUGUCCCCACACAGUCCAACUGUCCCUACAGUCCAACUGUCACCACACAGUCCAACUGUCCCCACACUGUCCAACUGUCCCGACACAGUCCAACUGUCCCUACAGUCCAACUGUCACCACACUGUCCAACUGUCCCGACACAGUCCAACUGUCCCCACACUGUCCAACUGUCCCGACACAGUCCAACUGUCCCCACACAGUCCAACUGUUCCCACACUGUCCAACUGUCCCUACAGUCCAACUGUCACCACACUGUCCAACUGUCCCCACACUGUGCAACUGUCCCUACAGUCCAACUGUCCCGACACAGUCCAACUGUCCCCACACAGUCCAACUGUCCCGACACAGUCCAACUGUCUCCCACACAGUCCAACUGUCCCCACACUGUCCAACUGUCCCCACACAGUCCAACUGCCCCUACAGUCCAACUGUCACCACACAGUCCAACUGUCCCCACACAGUUUCACAGUUCACUGUCUCCCACACUGUUGCCUAACACAGUCCAAUUGUCUCCCACACAGUCCAACUGUCCCCACACAGUUUCACAGUUCACUGUCUCCCACACUGUUGCCUAACACAGUCCAAUUGUCUCCCACGCAGUCCAACUGUCCCCCACACAGUUUCACAGUUCACUGUCUCCCACACUGUUGCCUAACACAGUCCAACUGUCCCCCAACAGUCUACUUGUCCCUACACAGUCCAACUGUCCCCACCCAGUCCAACUGUCCCGACACUGUCCAACUGUCCCCCACACAGUUUCACAGUUCACUGUCUCCCACACUGUUUCCAAACACAGUGCAAUUGUCUCCCACACAGUCCAACUGUCCCCCACACUGUCCAACUGUCCCAACUCAGUCCAACUGUCACCUACACUGCCGCCUACCACUGUCCAACUGUCACCUACACUGCCUCCUAACACUGUCCAACUGUCCCCCCCACACUCCAACUGUCUCCCACACUGUCGCCCCACACAGUCCAACUGUCACCUACACUGCCGCCUACCACUGUCCAACUUGCAAUUGUCUCCCACACAGUCCAACUGUCCCCCACACUGUCCAACUGUCCCAACUCAGUCCAACUGUCACCUACACUGCCGCCUACCACUGUCCAACUGUCACCUACACUGCCUCCUAA